AUGGGUUCAAUCCCAACACAGCAACCUGUUUUCCUUCACAACAAUAUCAUCAAGAAUUAUGCGUCGUUUGGUGAUUUUUACUCGGCGUGCAAACUGUUCGACGAAAUGUCUCACAGAAAUGUUGUAUCGUAUAAUACCAUGAUUUCUGCGUGUUGUCAAUAUGGAUUUUUAGAGGAGGCCUGGAAGUUGUUUUCUGACAUGAGAAAAUGUGAUUGUAAGCCUACACAGUUUACAUUUGGCGGGCUCUUAUCGUGUGAUUCCUUGUCUAUUUUUGAAGGAAUGCAGUUGCAGGCACUGAUUGAAAAGAAUGGAUUGUUCUGUGCUGAUCCUUUUCCUGGAACUGCAUUGUUAAGUAUGUAUGGGAGACACGGAUGUUUAGAUGAAGCUAUUGUGGUAUUUGAAUGCAUGCCUGAGAAGAACUUGGUGAGCUGGAACUGUAUGAUAUCAAUGUUUGGCCAAAUGGGCCUUGCUGAAAAUUGUAUGUUUUUGUUAAGCGAGCUCAUGAGAAGUGAAAGAGGAGUGUCUGAGUAUUCGUUUGUGGGUAUCUUAUCUUGUUUUGAUGGAGAAAAUAAAUUGCAAUUAGGUGAGCAGAUACAUGGAGCUGUAAUCAAGUAUGGAUUUGAAUGUGUAGCUUCAGUGAGUAAUUCUCUGCUUAAUAUGUAUGCGAAGUGUGAUACCAAAUGCUCGGCAGAGAAAUUUUUUGAACAGGUUCUUGUUAUGGACAUUGUGUCAUGGAACACUCUAAUCGGAGCAAUGGUAAAAAGUGCUAGACCAGCCAGAGCAUUUAAUCUCUUCCUGGAAAUGUGUGCACACGAAUUCUUGCCCAACGAGACAACAUUUGUAAACGUUCUUAGUUGUUGCACAAGCAUGCAUACAUCACUUUAUGGGGAGCUCAUCCAUGCUAAGAUGAUCAAGAAAAGAUUCCAAUCUGAUGUGUAUGCUGGUAGUGCUUUGGUUGACUUUUAUGCUAAAUGUGAUAAAGUUGAAGAAGCGCACCUCUGUUUUGAUGAAAUAACUGAGAAGACUUCAGUUUCUUGGAAUUCUUUGAUGCUGGGAUAUUCAAAGAGAGAUUUUUCUGUUCCAGUUAGGCUGUUGAAAGAUAUGUUUUACUUAGGUUACCAGCCAAAUGAGUUCUCAUUUUCUAUUGUUAUUAAAUCAUCAUUGCCAUUAGAGUUGUUCCAACUUCAUGCAUUGACAGUAAAGUUGGGUUAUAAAGAGAAUGCAUAUGUGUUAAGCUCUCUUAUCAGGUCCUACGCCAGAAAUGGUUUCGCAUCUGAUGCCUUGAUCUUUGUUGCUUCUGAUAUCAUGCCCCUUUCUGUUGUUUCAUCCAAUGUAAUUGCGGGGAUUUAUAACAGAACUGGCCAAUAUGAGAAAACUCAAGAGUUAUUUGCUGUCAUGGAGGAACCUGACGUUGUAUCAUGGAAUAUUUUGAUUGCAGCAUGUUCUAGAAAUGGAGACUACAAAGAAGUUUUUGAACUUUUCGAUCACAUGCGAAGAUCUCUAGUCUGUCCUGACAGUUACACAUAUGGGCAUCUCAAAGAGGCCGAGCAACUGAUUUUGGGGAUGCCUUUCCCGCCAAAUGUAUUGAUUUGGCGCAGUUUCCUUGAAGGAUGCAAAAGACAAAGAACUAUGGAAGAUUUAGCUCUUGCAGCAUAA
This is a messenger RNA of Fraxinus pennsylvanica, 1656 nucleotides long. The record is from the annotation of a GenBank genome assembly. Lineage: Eukaryota; Viridiplantae; Streptophyta; Magnoliopsida; Lamiales; Oleaceae.